Monoraphidium neglectum is the source of this 648-nucleotide messenger RNA. RefSeq lists its product as hypothetical. The transcript is spliced from 5 exons. The record is from RefSeq and is a predicted model, not a curated record. Lineage: Eukaryota; Viridiplantae; Chlorophyta; Chlorophyceae; Sphaeropleales; Selenastraceae. Bases 1 to 648 code for a protein of 215 amino acids.
AUGGUGCUCUCUCACGUGCCCACAGUGGAGGAGCUGGAGGGCGCGUCAGAGGAGGAGCAGGAGGAGUUGGAGUCAGCAGACGAGGACGUGGAGGAGGACGCUGCAGAGGAGUCCCAGGAGGAGGAGUCCGAGGAGGAGGAGGAGUCCGAGGAGGAGGAGGAGUCUGAGGAGGAGGAGUCUGAGGAGGAGGAGGGCGAGGAGGAGGAGGACGAGGCGUCCAAGUCAGAGCAGCAGGAGCGCGUGGGCAAGUCCGCGGCGGGCCGCAGCUCGGCCCGCACCAGCCCCAAGAAGCGCGCGGCCGCGGCCGCGGUCGCCACCAACAAGGCCUCCACCAAGCCCAAGCCGCAGGCGGGCGGCAGCAGCCCCGGCGGUGCCACCAAGAGGCAGCAGGCAACGGCGGGCAAGGGCUGCGUCGGCGGCAGCAAAGGCAAGGGGACGGUGGCGCCGGCCGCGCGCUCCCCCAUCGCCACGCGGCGCGGACCCAUGAAGAGGACGGCGGCGGCCUCGCAGGGCCCGAGCCCCAAGCGCCGCGCUCCCGCCACCGUGGCGAGCCCCGUGAAGCAGCUGUUUUCGCGCUUUGAGCAGCUCAACAUGAACGCCAAGGGCAAGGUGGCCGUGGGCGCCAGGAACCAGAAGGGGCGGGUGUAG